This is a messenger RNA of Rotaria sordida, 391 nucleotides long. Lineage: Eukaryota; Metazoa; Rotifera; Eurotatoria; Philodinida; Philodinidae. The record is from the annotation of a GenBank genome assembly.
AUGAUUAGUAAGAAUAAAGUUAAUAUUAAUAUAUCAUUAAAGCCAAAACUAUCAAUUAAAUUCAAUAAUUCAUUAUCUGGAGUUGAUAUUCUUAAUAAAAAAAUAAAGGGAGAACUUUCAAAUGAUUCAGGAAUUUUAAUUGAUCAACAUCAAAGUUCAUCAUCGAAAAAUCGAAGUUUUUCACCAUCUUUUGAUAAAAUAAUUAUAAAUUCUAAUGAUCAAAAUUUAACAACUUCACAGAAACACAAACAACGAAAACGAAAUCAUCAAAUUCGAAAACAACAAGAACGAAAACAACUUAUUUAUGAAAAAGAAUUAAUUCAUAAAAACCAAUCAUCAUUACGAUUUUCUCAACAACAAAAACAACAUCAUUUAUUAUCGAAACAGAAUG